AUGGCCGGAACGCGAGAGAAGAAUCAAUCGAGCCCUCCGUCAUCAGCAAGCAAGAGUGGCACCAAGCGCAAGGCCGAUGAACAGUCGAGCCCAUCUAGCAAAUCGAAGGGUGGCCGACCCGCCAAGGAGCAGAAGACGCUCGAAGAAACGAUAAAGAACGGUGAUGAACAGGAGCAUGUCGACAAGGGUCCCGAUGAGGACAUGAAGGGUGAGCAGCCGCAGAAGGAAGAAGUCGCCUCUCAAGAGCCGACAAAGGCUGAAGCGAAGGCGAGCGAGGACAGCGAGGUGGACGAAGCAGAAGGCGGCGACAAGGUUGAAACGAAUGGCGACAAAGGCGCUCUGGAUCAAGUCAAGGCCGAUGCGAACGAGGAGGGUAAGACGAGCAAGACCACCGGAGAGAUCGCUACGGGCGAGGCAGUUGAAGAAGACAAGGAGCGCGAAGAAGCGCAGCCAUCGAACGUGCUCGAGAAGGGUGUGAUCUACUUCUUCACACGUGGUCGCGUAGGCGUCGAUGAUCCAGAUAGCGUUCAAGACCUUCAACGCAGUUUCUUCGUCCUACGACCACUGCCGCCUGGAGGCAAGCUGACAGACGGCGCCGUCCAAGAUGUCGGCAACAACCGACUCAUCGCAUUGCCCAAAAAGGUCUUUCCGAGAAACGGCAAGGACAGGUUUAUGGCCUUCACUGAGAAGGCCAAGGUCAGCAUGGACGCUCUCAAAGAAGACUUCUUUCAGGGCUCUUCAUACAGCACUAAGACUACCGGAACUCGCCACACGCCGGAGGUGACGCCGGUUGGCGAGGGGGUCUACGCCAUCACGUCAACCGGUGGUGGUCAAGGCACGACGCAUCUCGCCUACAUGCUUACGAUCCCUUCUGCAAUCGGAGAGGUACAGAAGGACCUUGGCUUGGCCGAGAAAGGCAGCUUUGCUCUGAGUCUGAAGAAUCCAGAAUCAUCCGCUCCAGCCAACGCCCUCCCGAAUGCAGCAGAGUACUCGAAGGAGAUCAUCGACGAUUUCCGUGGUCGUGGUUGGAUGCCGGCCUUGCCAAAGCACCUCGAUUACGUCAACUCUUCAUUCUUGAUGAUUGGCGAAGGCGACUUCGACAACUCCAGCAAUCUAGACCCGGCGCCUGGGGAUGAGAAGGACGAAAACAAGGAGACGCCACAGGAAGAGCUCGAGAAGCUGGAGGGCGAAGAUGAGCAUCGCGUAGACAACCUCAAGGGCGAUGAUACUAUAUUCGCUGAUCUCGGUAUCUCUUCGAAAGAGUACCCAAAAAUCCUCACCACCUGGUGA
Molecule: messenger RNA, 1290 nt
Organism: Pseudocercospora fijiensis CIRAD86
Lineage: Eukaryota; Fungi; Ascomycota; Dothideomycetes; Mycosphaerellales; Mycosphaerellaceae
Exons: 3
Coding region: 1-1290 (429 amino acids)
Source: RefSeq, a predicted model, not a curated record